UAUUAUAUGUGAUGGAUAUUCCGACAAUGAUAUUUUCAACAUGGACGAAACAGGUCUGUUUUAUAGAGACAGCACGAAGAACACAUUAAAAGUAAAAGGAGAAGAGUGUGCUGGGGGGAAGCGCAGUAAGGAGAGGAUAACAGUGGCUCUGUGUUCAAGUUUGAAAGGAGAAAAACUACCAGCUCUUGUUAUCGGAAAAGCCAAGCAGCCGAGAUGUUUCAAUAAAAUCAAACCGGAGACACUACCCGUCAUAUAUCGCAACAACCGGAAGGCUUGGAUGAACUCCUCACUCUUCGACGGAUGGCUCAAUCAAGUCAACAGAAAAAUGAAACGCCAAAACCGGAACAUUCUUCUAUUUCUGGACAAUGCCCCCUCACAUCCGAAGAUCCAGCCCAGCAACGUGAAGCUUGUUUUUUUCCCGGCAAACACCACGUCCAAGUGCCAACCGAUGGACCAAGGGAUUAUACAAACGUUGAAGCUCAAGUACAGGAAGCGACAGUUAAAACAUGUUAUUCGUGCCAUGGACAAGGACAAAACAAAAUGUGGUACACAGCUUUUGAAGGACAUAACUUUACUUCAGGCCAUUUAUUGGAUUGACAGUGCGUGGAAGGAAGUCGAUGUGACAACCAUCACAAAGUGUUUUAUAAAAUGUGGGUUUUCAGAAUCUCAACAACGCAUACAUGACGAUGAUGAUAAUGAUGACGACAAUGAUGAUGAUGUUCCUCUGUCAGUGCUUGCUUUGUCUAGGGACUUGUUCGACUGUGACUUUAAAGAUUUGGUUGCGAUUGACCAAUCGAUGGCCACCUGUGACCUAGCUCUCACCGACUGGAACAAGGAUGCCAAAGACAUACUGCAGGAUAUAACUGUAGAUGAUCCAGCACUCAGUGAUGAUGAUGGUGAUGAUGAGCAAGGAGAUGAUGAAGAUAAACCCUGCUCAAUUUGUGAGGGCGAGUUCUAUAUCAAGCGAUUGCGAGCACUAGCCAUUUCUCAGGGAAAAUCCAAAAUGUUAAAUCAUGUCAUGGGAGUUGAUGAGUGUCUACUUGAAAUGAGAAUGGAUAAUGUAGAAGGACUAGUACAGCAGUCUAAGAUAUCCGACUUCUUUCUUCAGAAGUAAUCAUCUUUCCUUGAUUGUAUAAACUGUCCUCCUGUACAUCCUCCUGUACACACUAGAUGAUAUAUUUUUUAGUACAUGUAUUUUGUUUUAAUGUUACAUUUUCAUGAAAUGUUACAACAAGUAAUUUUUAUGUUUUAUAAUAUGAUGCAGUAUGUAGUGUAUUUAUUGAUUAGAAUUGGUGCAAUAUUGAUACAUUGAUUGGGUAAACAAAUAGUGCUGUGAAAUUAACUGUGAUCAAUGAGUAGUGUUUUAUGUAACAUUUUACAUUAGCAUUAUCUUAAGUUUGGUAAAUGUUUUACAGAAUUGUUACUGUUUUUUAAUCAAAUGUAAUUUUUAUGUUGAGCAAUAGUAUAAAAUGGUGCUGUAUAUAUGUAUUUAUUUAAUACUGUAAUAAAAUGUGAACCUUA
Molecule: messenger RNA, 1521 nt
Organism: Pecten maximus
Lineage: Eukaryota; Metazoa; Mollusca; Bivalvia; Pectinida; Pectinidae
Product: tigger transposable element-derived protein 4-like
Exons: 2
Coding region: 41-1114 (357 amino acids)
Cellular component (GO): nucleus
Molecular function (GO): DNA binding
Source: RefSeq, a predicted model, not a curated record